AUGGUAGUUAAUACGGAAUGCCGAGACGAAGAGCGCCUUAUCACAGAAUCACAAGGCUGUGUAGCCAGCGACAGUUCCUCUUUCUGCAGGAUUUGCCAGGACAACAGUGAUACCGAAGAGCACUUGUCGACGACGCGAUGCGGAUGUAAGGGCCAGCUGUCGCGCGUUCACCGGAGCUGCCUCCUUGAAUGGGUCCGGUAUAAGGGUUCAAACAAAUGCGAGAUAUGCGCGCACACUUUCACAGGGGUUCUGCCGCCCGCCUCUGGCUUGGACCAUAACCAGAUAGACGCUAUCGAAGCCGUACAGGCAGAUCUGGCUCAGUACCAGCCGCUCUCCCGUCGGAAGAGGACGACGGUCGGUGGCGUCAUCCUCUUCCUCGCCAUCGUGACAAUCGUCACUGGCGUGCUGACCGUCGGCGCUGAGGACGAGUUCCGGCGGACGGCCGCGGACCCCUGGGGCACUGACAUGGAAUUGCGGAAGGCGCACAUGAUGCUCUCCAUCUGCCUCUCCUUCCUAUUCUUUUGCGUGACCUUGACCAUUGGGUUGAUUGUCGUGUGGCUGGUACUGGAGUUGUACUUCUACAUGAACCGUCGGCGGAUUUAUGCCCGAACCGCUGCCCGAUUUUUACAGGAGGCCCGACGCAGGUCGACAACGGCACAAAAUUCGGGAUCCACUGCUGUCUGA
Molecule: messenger RNA, 684 nt
Organism: Mya arenaria
Lineage: Eukaryota; Metazoa; Mollusca; Bivalvia; Myida; Myidae
Product: E3 ubiquitin-protein ligase MARCHF2-like
Exons: 4
Coding region: 1-684 (227 amino acids)
Molecular function (GO): zinc ion binding
Source: RefSeq, a predicted model, not a curated record